Messenger RNA from Solanum tuberosum (potato), 3717 nucleotides. Its product is annotated as RNA polymerase sigma factor sigA. Gene Ontology annotation, molecular function: DNA-binding transcription factor activity. Gene Ontology annotation, biological process: regulation of DNA-templated transcription; DNA-templated transcription initiation. NCBI's taxonomy places the organism in Eukaryota, Viridiplantae, Streptophyta, Magnoliopsida, Solanales, Solanaceae. The record is from RefSeq and is a predicted model, not a curated record.
UGUACGAUAUUCAUAUUAAAGUUUGAUUAAAUUCAAAUUUAGGCUGUACUUCGACUAAAUUCGGAUUCGUGCAGUAAAGGUAAAGUGCUGACUAACAAUUUAAUCAUCAACAAUAAAAAAAAAAAAAAACUUGGAACAAUAUCAUUUCUGUUGCAACAAACUCUUUAACUUGUUCUUCCACCGCCAUUGCAACACAACACUGUAUCACCAUUAUUGUCAGUUUGCUGAAAUUCAGAAAGUGAUUUAAGUAGAUAAAUCGACAUAACAACUUGGUCAUUAGCAAUAUUGCUGUAAUUCAAUCUUCCUUGUUAGACGACUUGUGAUGGUCUUGGAUUGUUAGAAAGCCCUCAUGAUGGCUACAGCAGGAGUUAUUGGACUGAGUGCAGGAAAAGGACUCUUUAUGUUCUUCCUUCUAUUAUUCUGAUCUUAAUGAAAAGCUAUCUUGUAGCAGUGAUAGUAAUUUGCCCUGCCAUCAAGUUCCUUCUGUUAAAAAUGUGAUCACCGCGAAGAAGUCAUCUGAUUAUAGCCCCAGUUAUGUAUCCAGUCGAAAACUACAAUCUGUCAAAGCUCUUAAAGAGCAUAUAGACAUUGCAUCCGACCCUUCUGAUGUGCAGUCCUGGUUUUAAAGAUUCGACAGUUGCAAAAUGAAAGCGAUGAUGAGGAUGAUGAUUCGGUGGAGGUUCCCCUCUUGAUGCAGAAGUCCAUGCUUGAAAAGCAGUGGAAUCUUUCUGCUGAAGAGACAUUGACUGCUUCUCCACAACAUGAAAAGAACUGUAAGAAGAUGCAUAUUAAUUGCUCAGGGACAUCUGCUAGGCGGAGAAGAAUGCAUUCUCGACAAAGAGUUCUUGGUUGGAAAAGUUCAGCUACACCUAUCAGUGCAACCAAGCCGCUGAGAUAAAUACUUGGUCCAGAGCUACUUCAAAAUCGGAGUUAAGGGUGUAGUAAGUGAAGAGCUGCUCACACACACUGAAGUGCUUCAACUGUCAAAAGGAUUCAAGUUGGUCUUCAUGUGGAAGAGCAAAAAUCAAGGAGAGGUAGGAAGCCCUCCUUCAGGUCAUGAGCUGCAUGGUGGAUAUAUGCAUAACAUGACUUUGGACAACAGCCACCUCUUCACCGAUAUAACCAGGGGCGAGCAACAGCUGUUCAGUACAAUGAAAGUCAUGUCAUGGCGCAUUCUACCUAUAACGCGGCUAAUCCACUUUCUGCUGCAAGGAAUGGUGCAUCAUGGGGUUUGGAAUAUACCUCGACUUAUAACUGGAAUAAAUACGAAGCUCCCAUCUUGAUGAUAACAAUAAAGAAAACGUGGCUUAUGACUGAUGGGACCUCAAUUUGUGAAAUACUCAUCCUCAAUCUAGUUUUUUUGGUUGAUAACUAGAAGGCCACAUGACGAACACUUAUUAUCAUAUCAUGUUUAGUAUGAUCUAGUGAUUAGUAAAAUAAAUUAAGAAUCAUGAAAAUUUUAAAAAAUGUAAUCUAGUAUUCAAUGAAAUGAAUUGAGAAUCAUGAGAAUUCUGAUUUAAUUUCAAUAUAAAUAUAAAUAUUAAUAAAAUUAAAAGUAUUUGAUACUUGUUGCUAAUAGAAGGUGCGACGGAGAUAAAUGGGCAUGUAAGUCUAGAAUUGUUGAUGGGAAUAAGACAAGAAAGUUUUGAAAAAGAGAAAAGGAAGAGGUAGAGGUACACCACAAGAAGUGGGACCCGUAUAUCUAUUCCAACCAAUGACAAUUGAUCUCUAAUAUCCAAAAACUUAAUAUUACAUUGAUCUCCUCUCGCGUUAUUUUCAUUUUCCUCCCAUCAAUUUAAUUAUCAACAACAACAACAAUAAAAAAAAAUCGAAAAAAUACAAAGAAGAAAUAGUAGUAAACGAUAUCAUUUCUGUUGCAACAAACUCUUAACUUCUUUCUACCACCGCCAUUGCAACGCCACACUGUAUCACCAUUUCUGUCAUUUUGCUCAAAUUCAGAAAGUGAUUGAGGGGAUUAAUCAGCAUAGCAACUUGGUCAUAAGCUGAUAUUGUUGUAAUUCAAUCUUCCUUGUUAGACGACGCGUGAUGGUCUUGGAUUUUUAGAAAGGGAUAGCCCUCAUGAUGGCCACAACAGCAGUUAUUGGACUGAGUGCAGGAAAAAGACUCUUGAGUUCUUCUUUCUAUUAUUCUGAUCUUAAUGAAAAGCUAUCUUGUAGCAGUGAUCAUAGUUUUCCCUGCCAUCAGGUUCCUUCUGUUAAAAAUGUGAUCACCGCGAAGAAGUCAUCUAAUUAUAGCCCCAGUUAUGUAUCCAGUCGAAAACUACAAUCUGUCAAGGCUCUUAAAGAGCAUAUAGACAUUGCAUCCGACCCUUCUGAUGUGCAGUCCUGGUUUGAAAGGUUCGAACAAUUGCAAAAUGAAAGUGAUGACGAGGAUGAUGAUUCGGUGGAGGCUUUCCUCUUGCUGCAGAAGUCCAUGCUUGAAAAGCAGUGGAAUCUUUCUGCUGAAGAGACAUUGACUGCUUCUCCACAACAUGAAAAGAAUUGUAAGAAGAUGCAUAUUACUUGCUCAGGGACGACUGCUAGGCGGAGGAGAACGGAUUCUCGACAAAGAGUUCUUGGUCCAAAAAGUUCAGCUACACCUAUCAGUGCAACCAAGCCGCUGAGAUCAAUAAUUGGUCCAGAGCUACUUCAAAAUCGUUUAAAAGGUUAUGUUAAGGGUGUAGUAAGUGACGAGCUGCUCACACACACUGAAGUGCUUCAACUAUCCAAAAAGAUUCAAGUUGGUCUUCAUGUGGAAGAGCAAAAAUCAAGGCUGAAGGAUAGACUGGGAUGUGAGCCUUCUGAUGAUCAACUAGCUCUUUCCUUGAAAAUGCCCCGUACUGAUUUACAAUCUACAUUGAUCGAGUGUUCCUUGGCAAGAGAAAGGCUUUCAAUGAGCAAUGUUCGUCUUGUCAUGUCAAUUGCUCAAAGAUAUGAUAACAUGGGUGCUGAAAUGGCUGAUCUCGUUCAGGGAGGUCUUAUUGGACUACUUCGAGGGAUAGAGAAAUUUGAUCCCUCUAAAGGAUACAAAAUUUCAACUUAUGUUUAUUGGUGGAUUCGCCAGGGUGUCUCCAGAACCCUGGUUGAGAAUUCAAGAACCUUAAGAUUGCCAACACAUCUGCAUGAAAGACUCGGUCUAAUCCGUAAUGCAAAGAUGAGGCUUGAAGAGAAGGGAAUAACUCCAUCUGUAAAUAAUAUAGCUGCAUCGCUAAAUAUGUCCCAGAAGAAAGUCAGGAAUGCAACUGAGGCAAGCAGCAAGGUGUAUUCACUUGACAGGGAAGUGUUUCCCUCUUUAAAUGGUCUGCCCGGAGCAACUCUCCAUAGUUACAUUGCUGAUAACCACCUGGAGAACAACCCAUGGCACGGUGUUGAUACAUGGGCACUCAAGGAUGAAGUAAACAACCUCAUUUCAUCAUCUCUUAGAGAACGGGAGAGAGAGAUUAUCCGACUGUACUAUGGUCUGGACAGUGAAUGUCUCACAUGGGAGGAUAUUAGUAAAAGGAUAGGCUUGUCUAGAGAGAGGGUCAGGCAGGUGGGAUUAGUUGCACUUGAGAAACUAAAACAUGCUGCAAGGAAAAGGCGACUAGACGCAAUGUUGAUCAAACAGUAAUUUGGAGCAUUUGCAGUGACUAUAAUACGAUUUGACUGUACAUAAAAUGUGAGAAUCUUGCAUCUCCGACUUAUUUUUAUGAGGAGAACGUACAGAUAAAGAAGCCAA